Molecule: messenger RNA, 573 nt
Organism: Gongylonema pulchrum
Lineage: Eukaryota; Metazoa; Nematoda; Chromadorea; Rhabditida; Gongylonematidae
Source: the annotation of a GenBank genome assembly
AUGUCUUUGCGGAUUUGGGUUGCGCAAACGACAGCAAACAUUUUACGAAGGUUUCCCAUUGCCGCCGGGUGUUCACAGACGCGUUCAUCAUCAUCAUCAUACAAAUAUGUCUGUGAACCAGCAGAAUCGGAUGGCUCACUUUUGGGUGAUUUCCGAAAGGGCAUGAAUUAUUUGUUUAUCACCGAGCUUUGCCGAGGAAUGGGUAUCAUUGCUGGACAUUACUUCAUGGAACCGGCAACAAUAAAUUAUCCGUUCGAGAAGGGACCACUGAGUUCACGUUUCCGUGGUGAACAUGCCCUACGAAGGUAUCCGUCCGGUGAAGAAAGAUGCAUUGCAUGUAAAUUGUGUGAAGCGAUAUGUCCUGCACAGGCCAUAACAAUAGAAGCGGAGGCGAGACCGGACGGAAGUCGUCGAACAACGCGCUACGACAUCGAUAUGACAAAAUGUAUUUAUUGUGGACUGUGUCAAGAAGCAUGCCCCGUCGAUGCCAUUGUUGAGGUAGGCCACAGCUGUUACUGUGAUGAAUCGUUGGAAAACAUCCUCCCAAUGAAAUAUUGCGAGACUGCACGCUAA